AUGGCAUUUAUCAAAAAUACAAUACUCAAACUCAAUCCAAUAUCAAAAGCGUCUGCUUUAACUACGCAAAAACGUUUCUAUUUAUUACUUCAUGAAUAUGUAUCCAUGGGAUUACUUGAAGAAGCAGGCAUUCGUGUGCCAAAAUUUCGUGUUGCUGAAACACCUGAACAAGCACAUCAAAUUGCCGCAAGUGAAGCAUUAGGAACUGAUCUUGUAAUUAAAGCUCAGGUUCUUGCUGGUGGCCGAGGUAAAGGUACAUUUGAUACUGGAUUGAAAGGUGGUGUUAAAAUGACUUAUUCGGCUGAUGAAGCAAAAGAUGUUGCUUCUAAAAUGCUUGGUCAUCGUUUAUAUACUAAGCAAACUGGACGUGAAGGAAAACUUGUUUCAAAAUUAAUUAUGUGUGAAAAAUUAUUUACUCGACGAGAAUAUUAUUUUGCAUUGGCAUUAGAACGAAAUUUUGGUGGUCCUGUUAUUAUAACAUCAACACAAGGUGGUACUAACAUUGAAGAAAUUGCUGCUGAAACUCCUGAUGCAAUUAUUCGCCAUCCAGUUGAUGUUCACAAAGGUCUUGAACGUAAAGAUGCAUUAGCAAUUGCUGAAAGACUUGAAUUUCGUGAUGAAGCUCUUGAAGACGCAGCAGAUACAAUCAUAAAACUUUAUAAUUUAUUCAUGAAAAAAGAUAUUGUUUUAUUAGAAAUUAAUCCAUUCACAGAAGCAGCUGAUGGAAAAAUAUAUUGUAUGGAUUGUAAGAUUAAUGUUGAUGAUAAUGCUGAAUUUCGACAACCUGCCUUAUUUGAGCAAAAAGAUAAUACACAAAGUGAUUGGCGUGAUGUUAAAGCACAAGAAUCAAAUUUAAAUUAUAUUGGUCUUGAUGGUGAAAUUGGAUGUCUUGUUAAUGGUGCUGGUUUAGCUAUGGCUACAAUGGAUAUUAUUAAAUUACAUGGAGGUAAUCCAGCUAAUUUUCUUGAUGUUGGUGGUGGUGCAUCUGCUGCACAAGUUAAAAAUGCAUUUGAAUUGAUAACAUCUGAUCCACGAGUUCAAGCCAUAUUUGUUAAUAUAUUUGGAGGUAUUAUGCGAUGUGAUAUCAUUGCACAAGGUAUUGUUACAGCUGCAAAAGAACUUAAAUUAACUAUCCCAAUUGUUGUAAGAUUACAAGGCACACGAGUUGAUGAUGCUAAAGCAAUUCUUGCUAAUAGUCAAUUUAAAAUUCUUGCUUGUGAUGAUCUCGAUGAUGGAGCUCGAUUGGCAGUCAGACUUGCUCAAAUAGUUAGUUUGGCUCGAUCAGCUUCAAUAGGUGUUCAAUUUGAAUUACCACUCUAA
This is a messenger RNA of Adineta steineri, 1320 nucleotides long. NCBI's taxonomy places the organism in Eukaryota, Metazoa, Rotifera, Eurotatoria, Adinetida, Adinetidae. The record is from the annotation of a GenBank genome assembly.